Messenger RNA from Neocloeon triangulifer, 3381 nucleotides. RefSeq lists its product as uncharacterized. Gene Ontology annotation, molecular function: catalytic activity. The coding region runs from base 1 to 3381 and encodes 1126 amino acids. Lineage: Eukaryota; Metazoa; Arthropoda; Insecta; Ephemeroptera; Baetidae. The transcript has a single exon. The record is from RefSeq and is a predicted model, not a curated record.
AUGACCAGUGGAAGCGGAGUUCUACUUGCCAUCGUCGCUGCUGCCUUGCUGCGCCUGCCGAGUGCACAUCCAGAUGACUUGCGGCCACCAACUAGCCCUUUCACCGCCCGCUUCACUACACUCAACGUCAUCGAGCAGAGCAGCGUGUCCUGCUGGACGGCCAUCGGCAACUGUCAAGUAGGUGGCCGAGACAUUAAUCGGACAAUUUUGUUUGUAAAAAUUUGCACGCCGCUGACGUCACGCAGAAAACCUGUCAGAAAUGCGUUCUGGCAUGUUUUGAUGUGCAUAGCUUUGAGCGGCAAUGUGGCCUUGAACCCCGGCCCACCUAGUGCAGCUGCAGUUUGCAUUCUUUGCGAUAGGCACGGCCGAAGCAAUCAAAUAAAAAUCACAUGCGACAAUUGCCACUCCAUCUAUCACUCGGCCUGCUUACGAUUUACGCCAAAAGAAAGAACGAAAUUCAAGGCGGGAGGCUAUAUUUGCUGGAGCUGCUCAUUGCCCAAUUUUUCUGACUCGCUGCUUGACCUCCGCCCUGAUGAACCUGAGGAAGUUUGCCCGCAAAAUAGCGCGACGAGAAACAGAUUUCGCUCCCAGCCGCGGCUCUUUGCGUUUAAUGCGAGAUCGUUGAAUAAUAGAAAGCGGCGCGCAGACACUUUGGCAGCUAUUGAAAAUUCUGAAGCGGAUAUUAUUUGCGUGACAGAGACGUGGCUCUCGGCUGACCAUGGGGACAAUGAGAUAAUACCAUCUGAUUUUAUUGUCUUCCGUAAAGACCGCACCAACUGCAAACGAGCCUCUGGAGGUACCCUGAUUGCCGCCCGCCACCACCUGAAUCCGUGCCGCCAUAAACACCUAGAGGUUGGUGCUGAAAUAGUCUGGAUUGAAGUCAAGAUGGGCGAAUUGAAAAUUCUGCUCGGCUCUGCCUACAGAAAACCAGAUGGUUCUGCCGCGUAUAAUGACCGCCUAAUUGCCUCCCUUGACAAGGUUGCCGAGGUAAAGCACCUUUUUGACGCGUGCAUCCUGACAGGGGACUUUAACCUAGAAGUUGACUGGCAAGACGAUCCACCUCGCGCCGGCAAUGCACCGGCAACUGAUUUUCUCGGCGCCUUUUCCGAGCUCGCUCUCACUCAGCUGAUAAAAACGGCAACCCGCACGACAGCCACGACUUCCAAAAUCCUUGAUUUGGCGCUUUGCGACACUCCAGCGCUAAUUUCAAGUGCCAUUGUGGUGCCCGGCACUUCAGAUCACGAUGCUCUUCAGCUUGAAUUUUUGGUGCAGCAAAAAGUCCCCUCCAGAGUGCGCGAAAUUUUUGAUUUCAAGAAUGUUGAUUGGCCUGCCUUAAGUCAGCGUUUUUGCGACACAUUUGAAAAUAUUUCAUUUGUGGGUGCCCCAAUUGAGCGAUGCUGGGAAAUUUGGCUGCAAAAAUACUGGCAAAUACUUGCAGAAAUUGUGCCAAAAAAGCGUCUUCGUCCUCGUAAGCAAACCUGCGCGCCCUGGAUGACUAAAGAACUUCGCUCGCAAAUCGGUAAAAGGGAUAAAAUUUUCGCUCGCUGGCAAAAGAACAAAACGCGAGGUGCACGAGAAGAAUAUCUGGUGGCUAGAAAGCAGGUGCAAAAGGCCCUCCGCAACUCGCGUGACAAGUGGAUGUGGGACUUGGGCCGCGGCCCCGGUGGCAGUAAAUUUUUCUGGGACUUUGUCAAAUCAAAAACUAAGAUUUCACCAUCAGCCGGCGUUUUUGAAGUCAACGGGAAAAAUAUCUCCGAGCCUGAGCAAGUGGCCGCCGCCUUCAGUGAAGUGUUUGCGCGAAAUUUCAACUCUGCCACAAAUUACUUUCCCUUCAUGCGCCGUCGACCCCUUGCCCCCCAGCCCCCCUCUCUUUGUGACAUGUCGGUGAACAGUGUUAGUGUGUGCAUAAAACUCAAGCAGGUGAAGGGCAACGCCACCCCUGGCCCUGACGGUGUGCAGGGUGUCGUGCUCUCCAAGUGUGCGGCCGCUCUCGCGCCGAGCCUCGCGCGCCUUUUCAACAGCUCGCUGCAGCAAGGAGAGCUACCAGCAGGCUGGAAAAAAGCCGCCGUCGCACCCAUACCUAAGAGUGGAAAUAAAGCGCUGCUAGAGAAUUAUAGGCCAAUUAGUAUGACUUCCCUAGUUGGAAAAGCCCUGGAAAAACUCGUUCGGGACAGAGUCGAGCAGUACUUUGAGGAGAAUAAAUUAAUUCCCGAUUGCCAGCAUGGGUUCAGACAGAAAAGGUCAUGCACCACACUUCUGUGCAGAACAAUCGACAGUUGGGCGGCAACUCUGGACCAAAACUGCGGGGCGCACGUUCACGUGAUUACCCUGGAUUGGAAAAAAGCGUUUGACCGCGUCCCGCACGACCGCCUCCUGUCAAAACUGUCUUAUUAUGGCGUAAAUGGCAAACUGAUUAAAUGGCUGGAGUGCUUUCUGAAAGGGCGAACGCAAUUUGUUGUCUACGGUGGCGCGAAAUCUGAGCCAAGAGAUGUGCUCUCCGGCGUGAUUCAGGGCAGUGUGUUGGGGCCGCUGCUUUUCAACAUAUUCGUCGCGGAUCUGCCUCCAGCAAUAAAAUCAGAGCUGGCUCAGUACGCGGACGAUGUGACCCUUUGGCGACAUGUGAAAAACAUCAGCGACGUCGAGCAGCUGCAGGACGACCUGGACGCGAUUUUCGCGUGGUGCGCGGCAAAUGGAAUGGAGCUGAACGCCGCAAAAUGCCACGUCCUCGACCUGACGCGUGCGAGAACACCCUUGCGCACCGCGUACACCAUUGGCGGCGCCAUCCUCGAGUACAGCAACAUCGAGCGCAUCCUCGGCGUGCACGUGAGCAGCGACCUCAAGUGGAAUAGGCACACCGAAAUCGCGCGUGGCAAGGCGGCUAAAGUUCUCUCUUUCGCGGCCCGCAACCUGCAAGGCUGCACUCCGCGCGUUAAGCGACUCGCGUACCUAACGAUGGUAAAACCCUUGAUGUUCUACGGCACCCCAGCUUGGCAUCCCUCGACCCAGGUGAAUAUGAAAAAGUUCGAACGGGUGCAAAAUCGUGCCCUCAGAUUUGUGCAUGGGCGGCACAUCUCUGAGGCGGCCAAAAAAGAGCUGCUCUCAGUGCAACAGCAGCUCAAAUACAACGACUUGACUUUUUUUCGGAAGUGUCGUGAUGGUGAGACAAACAUGAACGCGAUGGCGCGAAUCACAGUGGGGCGAGUGAUGCGAAACACAGACGGCGAGCACCGACUCAUACCCCCAAAAGCGCGCACCGACCUCGGCCUGCAAUCGUUCUCCUUCCGACUCGCCCAACAGUGGAAUUCCCUCCCUUCCGAAUUGAAAUCUUGUCCGGCCCCCGAUUUCCCCAAAUUGUGUAAAUGUUUUGUGAUGUCAGAUUAA